Molecule: messenger RNA, 3527 nt
Organism: Toxorhynchites rutilus septentrionalis
Lineage: Eukaryota; Metazoa; Arthropoda; Insecta; Diptera; Culicidae
Gene: Vps11
Product: vacuolar protein sorting-associated protein 11 homolog
Exons: 6
Coding region: 118-3309 (1063 amino acids)
Biological process (GO): vacuole organization; organelle fusion; vesicle-mediated transport
Cellular component (GO): HOPS complex; endosome
Molecular function (GO): metal ion binding; protein-macromolecule adaptor activity; protein binding
Source: RefSeq, a predicted model, not a curated record
GGCAAGAUUUUGACAGAUUUGAUAAGACGAAAAUUGGGAGCAACUAUUUCGGUAUAGUCUAGUCAUUGAGUUAAAAGAAUAUUUCUCAUUGAUUUAAACUAUUAAAAAGCCUUUCGAAUGGCGAUCUUCGAGUGGCGUAAGUUUAAUUUUUUCGAUGUGCGAAAGGGUAUAGACCAGGACCGGUUGGCGGAGACAUUGCAGGGGGCUCACAUAACAGCCACCGCAAGUGGAAACAGCCAGAUUGUUAUAUGUGACUCCGAGGGAACGAUACAUGCCUUCAGUCGAUCCUGGGAGCCGAUCAGUUUCAAGGGUCACGAAGGCUCGAUCCUUUUGUGCGAUGUUUCGAAACAAAACAAUUUGCUGGUGACGGUGGGAGAAGACAUCAACGGGCCCUCGUUCAAGGUAUGGAACCUUGCGAAGGUGUCAGCAAUGGCAGGAGCGCAAUGCUUACGCACCGUUAGGACGAUGGUUUCGGUGCCCAGCGCGCUUGCCGUUUCCGAGGGUGGCCAAUUCAUGGCGAUAGGCUUUGCAAAGGGCAGUAUAUCGCUUUAUCGGGGCGAUAUCAGUAAGGAUCGUUCGAAAACGUUGAAACAACUUUCCGCUGGAUCGACUUCCAUUUCGGGAAUUGCGUUCAAACAUUUUAACAAAAUUACCCAAAUGUUUGUCUGCUCUGAUUCUGGCGUGUAUUUGUUCAAUCUUCAAAGCCGAGAUAAGGAAUACCGUAUUAACCUUGACAUUAGCAACUCUCCGGUUGGUUGCUGCGCGUUGCAAUCGGGCCAUAAUGAGGGCCACUUUAUGGUCGGCAGGGAUGACGCGGUGUAUUGUUACACUUCCGAUGGCAGAGGUCCCUGUUAUGCGUUACAGGGUAAGAAAAUAUUACUCCAGUGGUUUCGAUCUCAUCUUCUAAUUGUGUCGAAGAAUACUCGAAUUAGCGGAGCGAAUGCGGGAGGGUUUGUGUUGACGGUUAUUGACAUUCAGAACAAAUUUAUCGUUUUCACUUGUCCUAUUGAAGAGGUAGCAGCUAUUCUGACUGAGUUUGGAUCGUGCUAUAUCUUGACUGAGAGUAAACAAGUCCUCCAUCUGGACGAGAAAGAUCUGCAAAGCAAGCUGAACAUGCUAUUCAAGAAGAAUUUGUAUGAUAUUGCUGUGAGAAUUGCGAAGAGUAAUCAAUACGACGCGGAUGGAUUGGCCGGUAUUUUCAAACAGUACGGAGAUCACCUUUACAGCAAAGGAGAUUUUUCGGGAUCCGUCGAACAGUACAUCAAAACCAUAGGAUUCCUCGAGCCGUCUUAUGUGAUAAGAAGAUUUUUAGAUGCUCGUCACAUUCACUAUUUGACCGAUUAUCUGCAAGCGAUUCACAAAUCGGGCAGAGCAUCAGCUGAUCACACAACAUUACUGCUGAAUUGUUUCACUAGAUUGGAUAGAACAGAAGAGUUGAAAAAAUUUCUGGAGAACGAAAACAAACUCAAUCUGUUCGACGUUGAUGUUGCGAUUAAGGUUUGUCGAAACGCAUCGAUCGAGCAGGCUCUAUCUCUAGCCAGAAAGCACGGAAAGCACGAUCUGUGUCUCAGUAUUCUUACGGAAGAUCUUCGUCGCUACGAGGACGCUCUGAGCUACAUUCUUCAGUUGGAAUUUCCUGAAGCGGAAAGAAACGUGAAAAAAUAUGGAGCACUAUUGAUGCAACAUUGUCCAGAACAAUCAAUUCAUUUGUUGAAGAAGCUUUGCACUGAUUAUGUCCGGACUGAUUUGGGUACCAGUGCCUUAGAUAAUCACUUUGGGGAAGGGCUGCAAAAUUUGCUCGAAAAUGAGUUCAACGGUGAUCGAGGCAAUCCAGAAGAUUUCAUUCAUCUAUUCUCCAACAAUGAACUGUUGGUAGAUUUUCUGGAACAUUUGAUUGAAAACCUUCCGUCUUGUAGUAAAUCCGUUUACAACAGUCUGAUCGAACACUAUCUUUACUGCUGGCAGGAAGAACCGCUUAUCGAACAAAAAUUGCUCGAUGUACUGAAGAAUGACGCCGACCGCUACGAUAAGAACCACGUGCUGAUACAGUGUCGGGUCUACCAGUUUUGGCCUGGCGUUAUGUACUUGUACGAAGAGGAUAAGUUGUACCAUUUGAUAGUGAGACACUAUUUGAGGAACAAGGACUACGAAAAUUUGCUUGCGUGCUGCAGGAAACUCGGCCUGAAUGAUCCAACCCUGUGGCUACUGGCGCUGAACGGAUUGAAGAAUGAUGGACAUGCCCCUCCUAAGCUGCUAUCCCAAGUUCUGCAAGUUAUUGCACAAGAAAAGCUGCAAGCACCUCUGCAGAUCCUCAACUGUUUGGCGGUGGAAAAUGGACCUACUUUGCUCUCGGUUCGGGACUAUUUCAUGCAGGUGUUCCAAAAGGAGCAAGAAUCGACCCAUCACGACGAGGAGCUUACCCUUGAGUUCAGCGAGAAUUCGGUUUCAAUCAAGAAACAUAUCAAGCACUUGCAGGAGGGCAACGUCGAGUUCCGCAACACGAUAUGUGACACAUGCAAACAGCCCCUCUCCUGGCCAGCACUGUUCUUCCUCUGCAAGCAUUCUUUCCACCAGGACUGCAUUCGUGGCUACUCGGAAACCGAACGGGACUGUCCGGUUUGUAACAAAGCGAAUAUACUGCUCAUGGAUACGCUGCGGGCCCAGAGCGAAUCAAGUGGCCAACAUGAGGCAUUCCAUAACACGCUGGAUCGAUCAAUUGAACCAUUUUCCGUAGUAGCGGAAUAUUUCGGGCGGGGUCUUUUCAACAAGUUACUCAUCGUCGAGGAAGAGGAGCAACCAUCGGUUACAGCGACGGAUGUCAAUGUGCAACAACCUGCGAAGAAAACUGAGCAAACAAGAACCACAGAAGCUUCCCCAAUUCCUUACAGCAACUAUGGACCUGGCGCUGAGGCCCGACUACGCCAGGAGGAAGGUCGAAAGCUUCAGACCCGCAGUGAGGCACAGGAAAGCGAGAUGCGGUUGCGCUUAAUGGAGCAGGAGAGAAUUCGUCAGCGACAGCAAGCCACUGUGCUUGCACAGCAGCAGAUGAGACUGCGAAACGAGCGCAGUCCAAAACGGUCUCCGUUUGGGAGCCCGAGACCACCCUCAUCGCUGUCGAAUCCAUCCCAACCCAUUCCAACGAAACCGACAUCGGUUGGCAAGCCGAAAAAUCCCUUCGACGACAGUGAAUACGAUGCGACGAAGGAUCCAUUCGCAGCGGACGAAUCGACGCCGAAAAAACAAUCCGCGAACGCGAACAAUCCUUUCGAGCAGGAGUACGAUAGUAGUCUGGACCCGUUUGCCGAAUAAAUUAUAUACGCAUUGGAAGUGAUUGUACAGAUUGUGAUAUUAACCAUUGAUCCAAUGACAUUAUGUUAUCGAUUCCAUUAAUAUAUUCAAAGUAUAAUAUCAACUUCGACCGAUGAAAAUCGAUCUGUUUUUCCUACUACCAAAAAUAUGUGUAUCAAUUAUGAUGAAAUAUUAUUGUAAAAGCAUACUCAAUAAACGAACAUUUUUUUAAAUAUUUA